Messenger RNA from Scophthalmus maximus (turbot), 2026 nucleotides. Its product is annotated as protein BTG3. The transcript is spliced from 6 exons. The coding region runs from base 271 to 1113 and encodes 280 amino acids. The record is from RefSeq and is a predicted model, not a curated record. NCBI's taxonomy places the organism in Eukaryota, Metazoa, Chordata, Actinopteri, Pleuronectiformes, Scophthalmidae. Gene Ontology annotation, biological process: negative regulation of mitotic cell cycle; negative regulation of cell population proliferation. Gene Ontology annotation, cellular component: cytoplasm; nucleus.
CCGGAGCGAGAACAAGGAAGCGACAUGUGCUGAGAGUGAUAUCAAUCCAACACAUCAUCAGCACGGAGGAGAGACACGCAGCCGCAACACGAGAGGGAGUCGAGGACACGUUCACUGUCCGCCGCUGUGUGUGUUGACGCGCGACAGCAGGUUUCGUUGUCACCUCCAGUGAAACCAGCACCAAACCUGUACUACGAGGCAGGAUUUGUCGGUGGUCGACAGAACGUCCUGCGAAGCUCGAUCGCUCCUCACCCAAAUCACCAUGACAUCAUGAAAAGAGAGGUGAAAGCCGGAGUCAACUUCUUCAAACGCCUGCUUGUGGCACGUGGCAAACUAGAUGAGACCAAAGCAGGGUUGUUUGCCGAGAAGCUACAGAAGCUUUUAUGUGAAAAGUAUGUUGAUCACUGGUACCCUGACUGCCCCAGCAAAGGCCAGGCAUACAGAUGCAUCCGCAUAAAUAACGGAGUACUCUGUGACGACGUGAUCCUGAAGGCAUGUGAGGAGAGUGAGCUCACACCCAGUGGGCUGGGCGUACUGCCAGAGGUCACCGUGUGGAUCGACCCACUGGAGGUGUGCGCAAGAUCUGGAGAGAACAGCAGGCCCUUCAGAAUAGCCAGCUUCGAGGAGGAAAAGGAGGAUGAGGAAGGAGGCUUGGAGGGAGAACAGGAUGACUCUUCAGUCGAUUCGACAAACCUGGAAACAUCAGAUUACCACUCUGCCACCUCUUCAGAUUGUGGCUCCGCCGCGUCGAGUGACACAGAGGAGGAGGCAAAGGAUGGUGAGAAGGAGGUCGUCAAGAAGGAGGAGGCAGCAGAAGGUGACACCUUCGCGAUAGCCAUGGUGCCCAGGAUUCGGAAGCCCCAUGGAGAAGGACCAAAUAAAGUCAAAUACGUCAAAAAUAUGCUCCCUGCAACCCUCCAGUACUUCUACCACCCCGCACCAGUUUGGCCUCAGUACAAGAAGGCCGUCCCAGUGUUCCUCACCACGGUGUGUGCGCCUCCUCCGCCACCGCCCCCUCCGCAGGUAUUUGGCUACUACAUCUUGCCGCAGGCGCCUCCGCAGUUCAUCCUGCCUCAGACUACUCUGCAGCCGUGGGGAGCUGUGAAGGGUUAGACCGUCCAGGAACAGCGGGGUGAAGGCGGAUAGAGAAUUAUAAGCUCCUUCGACUGAACCUGGGCCAAAGAGAACGUUUCCACUGUAGCUCAAAGUUAUUCCUUGCACAACCUCUGAUGAUUCUUCCUUCCUUUUGAAUACUGGUGACUUGUGAUUGAUUGCUUGUACCUAGCACAGAUACCACUUGAAUGAAAACUUAAUUUUUUCUCUUUUUGAAUCCAUUAUCUCUGCACAGCUAUUUUCCUACGUACUGUACACGUUAAGUCACUGGGUGCUUGGACUAACUCAGGGACUCUCAACAAUAUGCUCAAUGCCAAGUAAUUGUCUUUUUAGCUGUUUCGUCUCUCAUCAGAUGUGGUUCUCUGUGUGUACUUCUCAGUUUAUCAAUGUAAAAUGUGAUUCAGGGUUUUAAUCUAUUGAAAUGGCAAUAUCUGUAUAUUAAGAAGAAUAUUUUUACUAAACUGCUUGUAAAUAAUAGAGAACUUACAUACCAGAUAACCUGAUGCACACUUUCUAAUAUUUCUAACCAUUUCUUGUAAUUUAUUGGGCCACCAGGGGAUGGCACUAAACUCAUAGCUAAUACAUGAAAUUGUAUAGUUUUCAAUCACAGUGGCUGCUGAGUAUUGCUGAUCUAACUUCACAGAACACUGGUUUUAAAUCGUUCAAGCUUUCUGCUGUCAGAAAAAAAUGCAUGUGUUUGCUCCUCGUUCAGAUGUGUCUAAUUGAUGGCCUGCUUUUCUAAAAAGUUUUUGUUGUAAAUAACUAUAUCCUAAAUACAAACUGAUUUCAAUUACUGUUUACUUAUGUACUGAGUUUAUACAGUUACUUGGAUGCAUGUAUUUAUGCAACUUUGUGUUUUGCAUCAGUCCUUUACUUUUUUACUGGAGCAGAUUAAAUCCUCUUGAACCUGUCA